This is a messenger RNA of Ctenocephalides felis (cat flea), 565 nucleotides long. RefSeq lists its product as uncharacterized. The coding region runs from base 26 to 478 and encodes 150 amino acids. The transcript is spliced from 3 exons. NCBI's taxonomy places the organism in Eukaryota, Metazoa, Arthropoda, Insecta, Siphonaptera, Pulicidae. The record is from RefSeq and is a predicted model, not a curated record.
CCGGAUAACAUUUAAAACGCUCGAUAUGUAUUUACAAAGUUUGGUAUUAGUUUUGCUGGCCGUAAACUUCGCCACAUCGGGAUAUGUGCCGCAAGCCACAGAAUUUACUGAAGUUGAGAAUGUGCGCCCAAAGGUGACAAAUGCAAAUGAGGAAAAAGUUGAUUCAGUAUCAGAAAAACAAUCACCAGUAGUCGUGUCAACGGAAAAUUCAGUCAAAACCGCUGAAAAAUCUGACUCGUCUCCAGUGGCAAGCAUGGCAACAUCGGUUUCAACCACAGAAGAAGCCCAUGCCCACGAAGAAACAACAGACAAAGUUGUAAGUUCAAGCACCAAAUUGACCUCAGAAGGUGUAAAAGAUAUGAAAUUGCAUCCAAAUUGGAAUAGAAACCACGGAGAAGAAGUUAAAACUCAAUCGGCAGAUGCAGCAGUUGAAGUACCCGUACCAGUAGAUGAUCCCAAAAUUACAAAAUUAUAUUAAUUUAAAAGUUUUUAUAUAUAUACCAUAAUUAACAUCUUUAAAUAAAACGUAAUACUGAAUGAAUGAAAUCUAAUCCUAAUUGUAUAA